AUGCACAAGAACAUGUCGGUUCAGACAGAGGAAGGAUAUGAGGAGGAAGAGGAGGAAGGAGAGAAGGGUGGUGGGAAGGGUGAGACGGAGGAGCAGAAGCAGAGAGAGAAGCGGGUGUGUAGAGUAGUAAGUGGAGGGAGAGGGAUGAUGAGAGCAGAGAGCACAUUGGUACCCCAACUUCGCCUUUCCCCACUUCCUAAUUCUGUUUCCCCUCCCGCCGCAUGUCACUGCUAUCUCAACCAUGCAGCAGUAACAACAGCAGCAGUAACAACAGCAGCAGCAGCAGCAGCAGCAGCAGCAGCAGCAGCAGCAGCAGCAGCAGCAGCAGCAGCAGCAGCAGCAGCAGCAGCAGCAGCAGCAGCAGCAGCAGCAGCAGCAGCAGCAGCAGCAGCAGCAGCAGCAGCAGCAGCAGCAGUAACAGCAGCAGCAGCAGCAGCAGCAGCAGCAGCAGCAGCAGCAGCAGCAGCAGCAGCAGCAACAGCACCAGCAACAACAUCAGCAGCAGCACCGAACCUCUCACACUCUCUGCCAAAGCCCCUUAAACCCGCCUCCCCUCACUCCUCAUCACCCCCUCCCCACCCCUCUUCCCUCUACCCCUCACACACAACCCACCACACACCUCCCCCAAACCUAAACUUUUCUGCUGCCUCCUCUCAUCCCUCACCUCCUCUUCCUCCCCUCACCUCCCACCGCACCCAACCUCUCCCUUUACCCUUCUCACCGCAACCCUCCUCCCUCACCUCCCACCCGUCCCAACCUUCCCCCUCCCAUCCUUCCCUGCCCCUUUUCUCCCCGCACCCCGCCUCCUCUUCCUCCCCUGAUGCCUCUCAGCCCCCUGCAUCCCGCCCUUCGCCCCACCUCCGGCCCCAGUCUUCCCGCCGCCCCUCCCCUCUCAGUCCCUUGCUCUCUCACAGGCGUGCAAGCAUGAGGGCUCGGCUGGAGUCGUUUCUGGGGGAUAGGGAGGAGGAGGGGGAGGGCAAAGCGGAAGGGGAAGGGGAAGGGGAAGGGGAAGGGGAAGGGGAAGGGGAAGGGGAAGGGAAAUGGGAGAGGGAAGGGGAGGGGAAAGGGGAGGGAAAAGGGGAGGGGAAGGGGGGCGGGGAGGGCGGGGGGCAGCAGCGUGGGGCGGAUUCAGCCUGUGAGAGGGGGGAAGAUAGAUUGGCUGGGAUGGGUGGUUCAUAUGGAGUAAGGAGAGACGUGCUGUCAGAUGUAGCGGGCAGAUAUGACGGACCAGGCAGAAUGGGUGUGGAAAAUCAGGCGGCAAGAGGGCGUGACGGGUGUGGCUUGAGGGCGAGUCAGACGGAACUCUAUACGGUUGUCACUGGAGAGGAUGUGAAGAAGAGAGAGAGUUGUGAUGAGGUAAAGGAUAUGGAUAGAAGAAGCAAGAUGGAGGGGCGUCUAGAAGUCAAAGGGAAGGGAGGAGGGAAGUGCAGAGAAGAGAGGGGCGCAACGAGUUUGGCACAGGCAUGCCGAUUGGGAUGGACGGCGAGAGAAGAGGAGAGAGAUGCAGUUGAUCGGAGUGAGGCUAUGCGUGGGGAGGCGGCGGGAAGUAGUCGGAAGAGGGAACGGCGAUGGGAAGCGGAGGAGGGCGGCGGUGAUGGGGGCAUGGACGCUAUUCGGCGUGUGCUGGGGUUUGAGGAUAUGGAAUCAGUGGUGGUGGUGGUGCAGGCAUGUGGGGAGGAUAGCUGCGGCUUUUCGGUUGGAGGAAAGGAAGGGAGCAGUGGGGGGGCUGCACCCUAUGCAAUGCUUCGCCGCCUGUCCCUUCAACUGCCACCCCUGCAUGCUACCCCACCAGUCCGCCCCACCCACCAUGUCCAGUCAUCAGGAGCAGCAGCAGCAGCAGCAGCAGCAGCGGUAUCAGUGCUGGCACAGCCUUCUGUGCCUCGUCCUGUGAGAUUGCAGGGCAGGCCGGCUCUGUGGGCGCUGUGCCAUGGGGAGAAGAGGGCGGAGAGGGCAGAGAGGGAUGGGGAAGUGAAAGCGGUGGCCGUGUUUGUAUUGGCCCUUCGACUUUUGAGUCGACUCAAAAAUCGCUUGGCCUCUACUGCUGCUGCUGGUGCGGAGGAGGCUGGUCCAGUGGUGGUGGGCGUGCAUGUGCUGGCAGGUGACGUCGACAGCACAGCACUCAUUGAAAAGCUUGCACCUUUCACUCCCACAAUCCAUCACCCCUUUCCUCACCCUCCCCCUUUCCCUGACCACCUCUCCCUCCACCCCGCCUUUCCUUCCGUUCCCAACAAGCAUAACAUUUCAGGCACUCCACUGCUACAUUCAUCGCACAAGUGCUCUCCUCCUCUCCUCCUCUCCUCAUCUCCUCCUCUCCCCCUCUCCUCCUCUCCUCCUCUCCUUCUCUCCUCAUCUCCUCCUCUCCUCCUCUCCUCCUCUCCUCCUCUCCUCAUCUCCUCCUCUCCCCAUCUCCUCCUCUCCUCCUCUCCUCCUCUCCUCCUCUCCUUCUCUCCUCCUCUCCUCCUCUCCUCUCCUCCUCUCCUCUCUCUCUACCAGAACCUCCCUUUCCUCAAGCGUGAACCCCAUCCGCCCCUUCCUCCACCUCCCCCUUUCCCUUUUCCCCCUCCCACACUGCCCUCACCCUCCUCCCCCACGCCUUCAAGCGAGUUCAACUGA
Messenger RNA from Closterium sp. Naga37s-1, 2613 nucleotides. The record is from the annotation of a GenBank genome assembly. Lineage: Eukaryota; Viridiplantae; Streptophyta; Zygnematophyceae; Desmidiales; Closteriaceae.